GGAAAAUCAAUGGGAUUAAAUUGCUCGGCGGGAGGAUAAAACUGUUUUUGCCCAGUAGCAGUGGUGUGAAGUGACUACAAUGGCUCUGCGCACUUCUUCCUCUUUCUUAUCUUCCACUUCUUCAUGCUCCUCCUUGUGCUUUAGUUUCAAUCCUCUUCUCUUCUCCACGCAACGCCGUUUCACUGUCUCACUCUCCCGUUCUCGUCGAUUCUUCGCCAUGUCUGCAGCAGCAGCAGAAAACGAUGGUAUAUUUACUUCACCCGAAGUUGCAAAGUCAUUUGAUUUCAGUAAUGAAGAACGCAUAUAUAAAUGGUGGGAGUCUCAAGGAUAUUUCAAACCAAACAUUGACAAAGGGGGUGAUCCUUUCGUAGUUCCAAUGCCACCACCUAAUGUUACCGGUUCUCUGCACAUGGGGCAUGCCAUGUUUGUGACCCUUGAGGAUAUCAUGAUACGAUAUAACCGCAUGAAGGGAAGACCUACCCUUUGGCUUCCUGGAACAGAUCAUGCUGGUAUUGCAACUCAGUUGGUUGUGGAGAGAAUGCUAGCUGCAGAAGGAGUAAAACGGGCUGAUUUGGGUAGAGAUGAGUUUACAAAACGAGUAUGGGAAUGGAAACAGAAGUAUGGUGGAACCAUUACUAACCAAAUAAAGAGACUUGGUGCAUCCUGUGAUUGGACCAGAGAACGUUUUACCCUUGAUGAACAGCUGAGUAGAGCAGUAGUUGAAGCAUUUAUAAGGCUUCAUGAAAAAGGGUUAAUCUAUCAGGGUUCUUACAUGGUUAAUUGGUCUCCUAAUUUGCAGACUGCAGUUUCAGACUUGGAAGUAGAGUAUUCUGAAGAACCUGGUACACUUUAUUACAUCAAGUAUCGUGUUGCUGGAGGAUCAAAGAGUGACUAUUUGACAAUUGCAACCACACGCCCAGAGACUUUAUUUGGUGAUACUGCCGUUGCUGUUAAUCCUCAGGAUGAACGUUAUGCUAAGUUUAUAGGAAAGCAGGCUAUUGUGCCCUUGACAUUUGGUCGCCAUGUGCCAAUUCUCUCUGACAAGUAUGUCGACAAAGACUUUGGAACUGGUGUAUUGAAGAUAAGUCCUGGACAUGAUCACAAUGAUUACCUCCUUGCUCGCAAGCUUGGUCUUCCUAUACUUAAUGUGAUGAAUAAAGAUGGGACCCUAAAUGAGGUGGCUGGGCUAUAUGCUGGCCUUGACCGGUUUGAGGCAAGAAAGAAACUUUGGUCAGAUCUUGAGGAGACGGGCUUGGCUGUGAAGAAAGAGGCUCACACUUCACGAGUUCCUAGAUCCCAGCGUGGUGGAGAAAUUAUAGAACCUCUAGUGAGUAAGCAAUGGUUCGUCUCGAUGGAGCCUUUGGCUGAGAGGGCACUUGAAGCAGUUUCAAAAGGAGAAUUGACUAUUAUGCCUGAAAGAUUUGAGAAGAUAUAUAACCACUGGCUAUCGAAUAUUAAGGAUUGGUGUAUAAGCAGACAGUUAUGGUGGGGACAUCGAAUACCAGUUUGGUAUGUUUCUGGUAAAGACUGUGAAGAAGAAUAUAUUGUUGCUAGGAGUCACAGAGAAGCUCUCUCAAAAGCCCAAGAGAAGUAUGGGAAAAAUGUCGAAAUAUAUCAGGAUCCAGAUGUUCUUGAUACCUGGUUUUCGAGUUCAUUGUGGCCCUUCAGCACUCUUGGAUGGCCAGAUGAGUCAGCAGAGGAUUUCAAGCGGUUCUAUCCAACUUCCGUUCUUGAAACUGGGCACGACAUACUGUUCUUUUGGGUGGCACGAAUGGUGAUGAUGGGAAUUGAGUUUACUGGGACUGUCCCCUUUUCAAAUGUUUAUCUUCAUGGACUAAUUCGUGACUCUCAAGGCAGAAAAAUGUCUAAAACAUUAGGGAAUGUCAUAGAUCCCCUCGACACCAUUGCAGAGUAUGGCACAGAUGCUUUGCGCUUCACUCUUGCCUUAGGGACUGCUGGUCAGGAUCUAAAUUUGUCCAUGGAGAGGUUGACCUCUAACAAGGCAUUCACCAACAAAUUGUGGAACGCUGGCAAGUUCAUAUUGCGGAAUUUGCCUCAUCAAGAUGACACUCUUGCUUGGGAAGCUUUACUGGCCCAUAAGUUUGAUAAAGUGGAGUCUGUGGUGAAGCUCCCACUACCUGAAUGCUGGGUGGUAUCAAAACUUCAUGUACUUGUUGAUGAAGUCACUGCAAGUUAUGAGAAACUUUUCUUUGGAGAUGUUGGAAGAGAAAUAUAUGACUUCUUUUGGGCUGAUUUUGCUGAUUGGUACAUUGAAGUUAGUAAAGCUCGCCUGUAUCACUCCGGAGAUCAUUCUGUUGCAUCUGUAUCACAAGCAGCUCUGAUAUAUAUUUUUGGGAGCAUCCUUAAAUUGCUACAUCCAUUUAUGCCUUUCGUAACUGAAGAGCUCUGGCAG
This is a messenger RNA of Nicotiana tabacum (common tobacco), 2413 nucleotides long. The record is from RefSeq and is a predicted model, not a curated record. NCBI's taxonomy places the organism in Eukaryota, Viridiplantae, Streptophyta, Magnoliopsida, Solanales, Solanaceae.